Messenger RNA from Rhinichthys klamathensis goyatoka, 3617 nucleotides. RefSeq names its product HHIP-like 1 (gene hhipl1). The record is from RefSeq and is a predicted model, not a curated record. Bases 251 to 2653 code for a protein of 800 amino acids. The transcript has 9 exons. Gene Ontology annotation, cellular component: membrane. NCBI's taxonomy places the organism in Eukaryota, Metazoa, Chordata, Actinopteri, Cypriniformes, Leuciscidae.
AACUGCUCAGGAUGUAAGACGCGUCUCGUAGCUCAAACAAGGAGACAUGACAGAGGUCCAAACGAUUUGCGAUUCGCUACACAGUAAAUAAGUCGUGAAUCUGUUUGGAAAUGGUUGAUGAUUAAAUUCUGGGCAAAGUGCACGACUGGGCUACAUAAGUCAGUGAGGACACACGUCGAGUAUCCUCGCCAUUGCAUAACUUUUACUUCCAUGUAGGCUAUCUGAAGUUGGGCACCAGGAUUUGAGCGCUAUGUGGUACUUUUGCGAUGUUUUCGGCCGUAUAUGGCAAUCGCCGUUUAUUUUGUUUUAUUUGUUGGCGUUUUGGGUCGCACCUGCGUUCCUGCAUCCACAGUGUUUGGAUUUUAAACCCCCAUUUCAGCCUCAACAAGAGCUUCAGUUCUGUCAAAUGUAUAAAUACUUCGGCUGCUGUGAUUAUGCCAGGGACCAAGAGCUGAAGGCAAAAUACUAUCGAAUAAUGGAUAACUUCGAUUAUUAUGGAUAUUCGAACUGUGCCGCGUACGUUCAGGAUAUGCUUUGUCAGGAAUGCUCUCCAUACGCUGCUCAUCUUUUUGACGCCGAAGACCCCAACACGCCUUUACGGACCAUACCUGGACUCUGCCCCGACUAUUGCCCUCAAUUCCAUUCCAAGUGCAGAUCCUUUCUUACCUUGUUGUCUGACGAUCCACGUCUUCCAGAACUUGAGCAUGACCAGCGCAGGCUUUGUCAGUACCUAGAGCUGGAUGACCCAGAUUACUGCUAUCCUCAUAUUUUGAGCAAUGAACGCUUAACCAAAAGUCUGGGCCGCACUGCAUCGGACUCUGAGGGCUGCUUGCAGCUAUGUUUGGAGGAGGUAGCCAAUGGACUCAGAAAUCCUCUCGCCAUGAUUCACGCCAAUGAUGGCACGCACAGGUUUUUCGUUGCUGAACAAGUUGGCCUGGUCUGGGUAUACCUUCCAGAUCGAUCAAAGCUUGAAAAGCCAUUUCUAAACAUCACAAAAGCUGUGUUGACAUCUCCAUGGGAAGGUGAUGAAAGAGGAUUUUUGGGACUCACCUUUCACCCCCGUUUUAAAUACAAUGGGAAGCUGUAUGUAUACUACUCUGUUGAGGUGGGCUUUGAUGAGAGAAUCCGUAUCAGUGAGUUCCGUAUCUCUUCUGCGGAUAUGAACGUGGUUGACCACAGUUCAGAGAGAAUCAUUUUAGAGAUCGAUGAACCUGCUUCUAAUCACAAUGGUGGGCAGCUUCUCUUCGCCGAUGAUGGAUACUUAUACAUCUUCACUGGAGAUGGUGGAAUGGCAGGAGAUCCAUUUGGGAAAUUUGGAAAUGCACAGAACAAAUCUGCCCUUUUGGGAAAGGCUCUUCGCAUUGAUGUAGAUGACAACGAGAGGGGGCCGUUGUAUAGAAUUCCACCGGACAAUCCAUUCAUACGUGAACCCAACGCUCGUCCAGAAGUGUAUGCCUACGGUGUGAGGAACAUGUGGAGAUGCUCUGUAGACAGAGGAGAUCCGAACACCAAGGAAGGAAAAGGACGAAUUUUCUGUGGAGACGUGGGCCAGAAUAAGUAUGAGGAAAUAGACAUUGUGGAGAAGGGCCGGAAUUAUGGCUGGAGAGCAAAAGAGGGCUUCUCUUGUUACGACAAAAAACUCUGUGCCAACAGCUCCUUAGAUGAUGUUCUUCCGAUUUACGCAUAUCCACACAAAAUGGGUAAAUCGGUCACAGGUGGAUAUGUUUACAGAGGCUGUGAAAAUCCAAAUUUAAAUGGCAUGUACAUUUUUGGAGACUUCAUGAGUGGACGCCUGAUGAGUUUAAAGGAAAACAGAAACACACACAGUUGGGAAUACAGUGAGAUUUGCAUGGGUGUGGGUCUGACUUGUUCAUUUCCAGGGCUUAUCAACAAUUACUAUCCUUACAUCAUUUCGUUUGCAGAGGAUGAAGCAGGUGAACUCUAUUUCAUGUCCACCGAAAUACCAAGUGCAACAUCUCCUACAGGCGUUGUGUACAAGAUUGUUGACCCUUCCAGACGUGCACCUCCAGGAAAAUGUAAUUAUGAGCCACUUUCAGUUCGUGUUAAGAGCAGUCUUAUACCAUUCAAGCCAAAGGAAACAUUGAUAGGAGUCCAUGUUCCAACAAAGCUUCCAAGACUCUCAAAUGCAGAGGAACCUCCCGUCGAUGGCUCAAAAGGCUGGUUUCAGGAGCUGCUGGACAUCUUAAAUGAGCAGGAUGGGCAGAUCACCACCACACCAUUCACCCCAACUACACCCAAGCCCAAUAGGACAUCCAGACAGAGGAAGGGUAGACGCAAGAAGGGCAAGCACAAGAACGGAGUGGUGAGAUUAGUCGGGGAUGAAGAGGGCCGGAUGGAUCGGGGAAGGGUGGAAGUAUACGCUAAUGGGGAAUGGGGGACUGUUUGUGAUGAUCUCUGGAACACCAAGAAUGCAAUUGUGGUCUGCCGGCAGCUCGGGUUCCGCCAUGCACUUAAGGCUGCCGCUGAGUUUGGGGAAGGGACGAGCCUGAAGAUUAUUUUGGAUGAUGUGCAGUGUGAGGGGACUGAGGAAACUCUCUUGGAUUGUCAGCACGCUGGGAUUGGCACACACAACUGCGCUCACUAUGAAGAUGCAGGAGUGAUAUGUGGAAAUUCAGAUUCAGGCCUAGAAUAAUCUUUAACAUUUCAGAAACAACCAUUUUGUUAUUAGUUGUAGCACAUAACUGAUCAUUUCCAACUGCAAGAGAGAAGACAUUUGGACUAUAAUACAGUUUUUCUCAGUCACUUUAGGUCCAUUUCUUGAAUCAUCCUUAAAGGGAUAGUUCACCCAAAAAAAGAAAAUUCUGUCAUUAAUUACUCACCUUCAUGUCGUUUCAAAGCCCUAAGAUUUCGUUUAUCUUCGGAACACAAAUUAAGAUCUUUUUGAUGAACAUAUUUAAGGCUAAAUUAAAUUUGUUCAUCAUAUAAAGCGAUUGUGUCUCUUCAUAAAAUUUGGACUGAACGGCUCAAUUCAUAUGAUUAGUUUUACGAUCUCUUUAUGAACUUUCGCGUCAAAGUGGUAGUUGCACAGCCGUCUAUGGAGGGACAGAAAGCUGUCAGAUUUCAUCAAAAAGAUCUUCAUUUGUGUUCCGAAGAUUAACAAAAGUCUUCUGGCUUUGGGACGACACGAGGGUGAGUAAUUAAUGACAGAAUUUUCAUUACUUGGUGAACUAACCCUUUAACAUUGCAAAUCAGUAAGUGCAUUUCUCGAAACAAUUAUGUACAAACAGCACCACACAAUUUCCUACGAAAGCCUGUAACUUGCUCAAAAUCCUUAGUUCGUCUCUCAAAAGUUUUUAUAUCUAUGAACAUAUCACUGCUAUCAGAAUGACAAGUCUGUGUCAUUGUUCACAAACAAGCUAGUCAAAAUGCUUAGCCAUGUUGUCAAUAUAAUAGUGUACUCUGACUGUAUUUCCUGAUGUAAAAUAUGGCAACGGUUUUGAUACAAAACAGUGCACAAGGCUGAACCUUUUCUAUAUGGAAUAUAUCAAUUUCAACAGUAAAAAUGUACAGAUUUGUGUAUUUUGGCAGAAAUCCCAUUUUUGACAGGAUUUAGUUUGAUUGUAGGUGGUCUGUCAACAAAUCAUAGUGCAAUGUCA